GUUUGGCAGCGCUCUGGCCGUUUGCCGGUGGAAAAAAAAACUUUAUUUUAUUUUUUUUAUAUUGCUGUGACGUGUUUUGUUGUUUACUGAGUUUAGUGCGCUGCUGAUGUUUAAAUGUUGUGGUUAUGGAUUUACAUAGGCUGAUCCACGAGGUAAAGCUGCGUCCAGCUCUUUGGCAUUACGCCCAUCCAGACCGUGCAAAUCGUGUGGAAACGCAGCGUCAGUGGCGCUGCAUAUCGGAUGCAGUAGGACAGCCGGUGGAACUUUGCCGCAAUAAGUGGAAGAAUUUGCGCUGCAGCUAUCGACGGCAAGUGCAUCGACGCGAGAGUUUGCAUUCGUCGCCCACACAUCAGUGGAUAUAUGCUGAGGAGAUGAACUUUCUGGACAGCGUGCGACAUCGCAACGAUAGCAGCAACUAUGAGGAUGAUGAAUGCGAUCAAAGUGUAAGCGAGUCCAUGCCCUUGCAGCAGGCCGUGGAUGAAAUGGAGGCGGACAACGAUGAGCUUAUGCAGGAGUUUCAAAGCAUUGUCACACCACAGGCGCUGCUUCAGCUCUCGCACAACAUUUCGCUGGCCAGCGCGGCGGCGGAGGAGGAGCGUGCAACAAGCUCAGCUGCGGCAGCGAUUGCAGCAGCAGCCACCACCACCACACCGUCCAGCAUACCCCUGGCUGUUGCGCAGGGCACUGCCUUGGCAGCGGCGGCGGCCAGCAGUUGUCAGUGCGCCAGACGUGUGGAUGAGCAGGUGAGCUUCUUGGAAAACUUGGAGCGCGAGGAGCAGCAGCUGAUACAGUCGACCAGCCAGGAUUUGGUGCGUUGCAAGAACUCGCUGCACAUUGGCGACUCGGAUUACAAUUUUCUGAUUAGCUUCUUGCCGGUAAUGAAGAAAAUGGAUCCGCUGCAAAAUGUACAAUUUCGCGCCAAGGUGGGCGAAGUGUUGUUGCAAACAAUGCAGGGCACGGCUGUGCCACAGCAACAAGAAGAACAGCAACAAGAACAACAGCAGCAAUACGAACAGCAAUUGCCGCAGCCGUCACAACAUCGGGAGUCGCCACAGCCAUCGGUAAUGUUGUUGAACCAACAGCAAAUGGCCUUGGACCAGGCCCAAGUGUGCAGCAGCUCCAUAAAUUGGAUUUAAGUGAACUCGCGCGCUCUCAAUUAUUCUCUCUCAAUAUAUCGCUCCCAACGUUUUGUCGCUCCGAGGUUUUGGACAGUGUGUGGCGCACAGUGGUACACAAAUGAUUUCCUUACAUUGCAUUUUAUUGAUGUCUAGUUAUUAAGCAAAUAAAACUCAAUACUCAACUGUGUUUGUAUAAAUGUUCUCUGCGCGAUUUUAAAUAAAAUAAAA
This is a messenger RNA of Drosophila busckii, 1346 nucleotides long. RefSeq names its product mediator of RNA polymerase II transcription subunit 15. Bases 126 to 1136 code for a protein of 336 amino acids. Gene Ontology annotation, molecular function: DNA binding. Gene Ontology annotation, biological process: regulation of transcription by RNA polymerase II. The record is from RefSeq and is a predicted model, not a curated record. The transcript is spliced from 2 exons. NCBI's taxonomy places the organism in Eukaryota, Metazoa, Arthropoda, Insecta, Diptera, Drosophilidae. Gene Ontology annotation, cellular component: transcription regulator complex; nucleus.